Ogataea parapolymorpha DL-1 is the source of this 1452-nucleotide messenger RNA. Its product is annotated as Hexokinase-2. Gene Ontology annotation, molecular function: mannokinase activity; fructokinase activity; ATP binding. Bases 1 to 1452 code for a protein of 483 amino acids. Gene Ontology annotation, biological process: glycolytic process; glucose 6-phosphate metabolic process; intracellular glucose homeostasis. NCBI's taxonomy places the organism in Eukaryota, Fungi, Ascomycota, Pichiomycetes, Pichiales, Pichiaceae. Gene Ontology annotation, cellular component: cytosol; mitochondrion. The transcript has a single exon. The record is from RefSeq and is a predicted model, not a curated record.
AUGACUAUCGACGACAAACCGCUGCCAGCAGACCUGGCCAAAGAGAUCGAGACCUACAAGAAGCUGUUCUGGGUGCCAACCGAGACUCUCCACAAGGUCAUCGAGUACUUCAUCGAGGAACUCGAGAGAGGUAACGCGGAUGGAACAGAUCCUACCGGUAUCCCUAUGAACCCUGCUUGGGUGUUGGAAUAUCCGAACGGUUCUGAGACCGGUGAUUACCUUGCCAUCGACUUGGGAGGAACAAACCUUCGUGUAGUCCUUGUUCACUUGCUUGGAGACCACAAGUUUUCUACCGAGCAAACUAAGUACCACAUCCCAAGCCACAUGAGAACAACCAAGAACAGAGACGAGCUGUUUGAGUUCAUUGCUCAAUGUCUGGAAGAUUUCCUCCAGUCGAAACACCCUGACGGAAUUCCAUCCGACGCUGUUUUCCCCCUGGGAUUCACUUUUUCGUACCCAGCCACGCAAAACAGCAUUUUCGAGGGUGUUCUCCAGAGAUGGACCAAAGGUUUUGAUAUUCCUAAUGUCGAGGGCCACGAUGUGGUGCCUCUUCUGAUGGAACAGGUCGAGAAGAAGGGCCUGCCUAUCAAGAUGGGUGCCCUGAUUAACGACACAAGCGGAACCCUUGUUGCCUCAAGAUACACAGACGAGCUCACAGAGAUGGGCUGUAUUUUUGGUACUGGUGUCAACGGUGCAUACUACGACCGGAUCAAGAACAUCCCUAAGCUCAAGGGAAAACUUUACGACGAUAUCGACCCAGAAUCUCCUAUGUUGAUCAACUGCGAAUACGGUUCUUUCGAUAACGCACACAAGGUUCUUCCUAGAACCAAGUUCGACAUCAGAAUUGACGAUGAGUCUCCAAGACCAGGCCAGCAGGCUUUCGAGAAAAUGACUUCCGGCUACUACCUAGGAGAGCUUCUGAGAAUGAUCAUGCUGGACACCUACAAAAAGGGACUCAUUUUCAAGAGCUACACUGAAUCUUCCGAGCAGAUCAAGAAUCUAGAAACCCCAUACUUCUUGGACACAUCUUUCCUGUCAAUCGCCGAGGCCGACGACACCCCUUCAUUGAGCGUCGUCUCGAAUGAGUUCUCCAACAAACUCUUCAUCGACACCACUUUCGAGGAGAGACUGUACGUGAGAAAGCUGUCGCAAUUUAUUGGAACCAGAGCAGCCAGACUCUCGAUUUGCGGUAUCUCUGCCGUCUGCAAAAAGAUGAACUACAAGAAGUGCCACAUUGCCGCUGACGGAUCUGUCUUCCUCAAGUACCCAUACUUCCCAGAGAGAGCAGCACAGGGCUUGAGCGACGUGUUCGGCUGGGACGGUAUUGACAUGAAGGACCACCCUAUCCAGAUCAAACAGGCCGAGGACGGAUCUGGUGUUGGUGCAGCCGUCAUUGCUGCACUUUCGCACGCCAGAAGAGAGAAAGGUCUGUCUUUGGGCUUGAAAAAAUAA